AUGGAGUCUGCUUUGACAGUUUUCGAGAGACCAGUUAAUGGGGUUGGAGCAAACAAUGCAGUACCAUUGAGAGAGACGCAGCAAGAGGAGAUAAAGAUGUCAGCUCCUGGAAGUAGAGGACACUGGACAGAGUCACAAGAUCUCAAACUCAAAGAGCUCGUGGAAGCUCACGGUCUUGAGAAUUGGGAUCUCAUUGCAAAGGAGAUGCAAACAAGAACACCUAAGAGUUGCAGAGUAAGGUGGUUUAACCAGGUUGAUCCAACGCUAAACAGGGCACCUUUCACUUUGGAGGAAGAAGAUAUAAUAAUAUCAACUCACAGUUACUAUGGCAACCAAUGGGCAAAGAUUGCAAAGCACCUCAAAGGAAGGUCAGAAAACGAUGUGAAGAAGCAUUGGAACCAUUAUGUGAACAGACCUGCAUGGAGAAGCCAUACUAAAACUAAGAAAAGUUUUUUCACUGCCACCCUCAAUCCAUAUGGCUACCAUGUUCCUGGUAAUCCGAGUUAUGAAGGUAUGCGAUAUGAGGAAACGACUAACCUCUCAGCUCAUCACCAACAGUUCCCUAUCUUCCCUGCAGGUGGCUCCUUGGCACCACUAUCCACACAGCUCUCAAUCUCCCAACCAUCACCAGCACCAGAAGCAGAAGAUGUAAUGAUCCGAAAAACCCCGAAGUUUAUCGAUUUUCUCGGGGUAGGAGAGUCUUCAAGAAACAACUUGUAA
Molecule: messenger RNA, 720 nt
Organism: Capsella rubella
Lineage: Eukaryota; Viridiplantae; Streptophyta; Magnoliopsida; Brassicales; Brassicaceae
Product: transcription factor MYB117
Exons: 3
Coding region: 1-720 (239 amino acids)
Biological process (GO): regulation of DNA-templated transcription
Cellular component (GO): nucleus
Molecular function (GO): RNA polymerase II cis-regulatory region sequence-specific DNA binding; DNA-binding transcription factor activity, RNA polymerase II-specific
Source: RefSeq, a predicted model, not a curated record